Molecule: messenger RNA, 3718 nt
Organism: Salvelinus fontinalis (brook trout)
Lineage: Eukaryota; Metazoa; Chordata; Actinopteri; Salmoniformes; Salmonidae
Product: procollagen galactosyltransferase 2-like
Exons: 12
Coding region: 302-2077 (591 amino acids)
Source: RefSeq, a predicted model, not a curated record
AACUACUGAAACCCCUACUUAGAUGUGAAUUAAAUGCAACUACCACUAUACCACUAGUUAAAUUACUAGCUAGUUGCACUACGUGUGUAGUUCCUCGCCAACAUUUCUGACAGAUUUUGGUGCGGAAACUGUAGAAGAUGUAAUUUAAAACCCUUCACCGACACACGUCGGAUUUGGGCACGGAAAGAGCCUCGCCUGCUGCAUCUUAAGGGGGGGUUAAACAUUUUGGAGAAAGACAUUUUUUACUUAGUGCUGACGCGGACUGGGAGCUGGAGCAGCCGACUGGACUGUAAACUCCACCAUGUUUCUUUGGGUUUUAGUCUUAGUGGCCUUCGUUUCCAGAACAGAAUGUUAUUUUUCGGAGGAAAAAUAUCAAGAAGAAUCGAAAAUUCAGCAGCCAACGAUUAUUAUUGCGAUCAUUGCUCGGAACGCGGCGCAUUCUUUGCCAUACUACCUCGGAGCGUUGGAGAGGCUGAACUAUCCCAAAAACCGCAUCUCAGUAUGGGCAGCUACAGAUCACAACGCGGACAACACUACAGCUGUUCUGAAAGAAUGGCUGACUGUCAUGCAAAAGUUCUAUCACUAUGUGGAGUGGAGGCCCAUGGAGCAUCCUACGUCCUACCCAGGAGAGAUGGGGCCUAAAUACUGGAGCAACGGCAGAUAUGAAUACCUGAUGAAACUUAAACAGGCUGCUCUCAACUUCGCCAAGACACGCUGGGCUGACUACAUACUGUAUGCAGACACAGACAACAUCUUGACCAACCCAGAGACCCUCAACCUCCUGAUAGCAGAGAACAAGUCUGUGGUCGCCCCCAUGUUGGACUCCCAGGGAGCCUACUCUAACUACUGGUGCGGCAUCACGCCACAGGGUUACUACCGGCGUACGGCUGAGUAUUUCCCCACCAGACACCGCCACCGGCUGGGCUGCUACCCGGUGCCCAUGGUCCACUCUACCUUCCUGCUGGACAUGAGGAAGACGGGCAUGAAGAAGCUGGCCUUCCACCCCCCUCACCAGGACUACUCCUGGCCCUUCGAUGACAUCAUCGUCUUCGCCUUCUCCUGCCGCGUCUCAGAGGUGCAGAUGUACCUGUGCAACAAGGUGAGGUAUGGAUACCUGAACGUCCCAGCCAAGCCUCACCACACCGUAGAGGACGACAGCAUCAGCUUCAGCCACCUCAUCCUGGAGGCCAUGAUUGACGGACCCUCCAUGGCCCCCUCCAAAUAUGUCAGCCUCUUCCCCAAACGGAGAGACCUCAUGGGCUUUGAUGAGGUGUACCUGAUCAACCUGCGCCGGCGUCAGGACCGUAGGGACAGGAUGCUGUACUCUCUCAACGAGCUGGAGAUAGACGUCAAGGUGGUGGACGCCAUAGAUGGAGGAGCGCUGAACAGCAGUGAUAUAAAGAUCCUUGGAGUGGACAUACUACCUGGUUACUAUGACCCAUUUUCUCGCCGCACCCUGACCAAAGGAGAGGUGGGAUGCUUCCUCAGCCACUAUUACAUCUGGAAGGAGAUGGUAGACCAGCAGAUGGAUAAGGCUCUGAUCUUCGAGGACGACGUGCGUUUCCAGGCCAACUUCAAGCGGCGCGUGCUCCGUCUGAUGGAGGAGGCGGCGAUGGUGGAACUGGACUGGGACAUCAUUUACCUGGGCCGUAAGCAGGUGACGCCGGGUGACGAGGAGGAGGUGGUGGAGAACGUGAGGAACCUGGUGGUAGCAGACUAUUCCUACUGGACCCUGUCCUACGCCAUCUCUCUCCAGGGGGCCCAGAAGCUGCUCAACGCCGAACCCCUCUCCAAGAUGCUGCCCGUCGACGAGUUCCUACCCAUCAUGUACGACAAACACUUCAAUGAGGACUACAAGUCUCACUUCGCUAACCGCAACCUGCGGGCGUUCUCUACGCGCCCCCUACUGGUGCAACCAGCCCACUACGCCGGGGACCCCGAGUGGGUGAGCGACACGGAGACGUCCACGCUGUGGGACGACGACAACGUGCGAACGGACUGGAGGGGCUCCCACAAAACCCUGAAGGGGGCACCUCAAUCCGACAUGCUGCAGGCAACGUAUAAGGAUGAGCUCUAGUUGAACCGUAUUAGUGCCUGGUUCACACUGUAGGGCCCAACUCCAACCGUACUGGGCUGACUCGGAUGCUGUCUUUUCACGUUGUUCUUUUUACAGCACGGUUCCAGAAACUAAAGGAGCCAGCACAGAUCGGAUCGGUUUGGCCUCAGUAGUGUGAAAAGUGUAAUGGGUUACUGGUUAUAGCGUCACUGUUGACAGAGAGGAAGAUAUCUGCUAUUCACAAGUGCCUUCAUUUCUGACUGUAUAUUUCGACCAUUUUGUACUUGGUAUGUCUGUCCAUAGUCACUGGGAAUGACACCCGGAUAUACAUACAGUAGUGAAGCCGGCUGAGGCUCCAGAGACUUGGUCUGCUCACAUCAAGUGACCCCAGACCUGUUUUCAAAGUGUUUGUGUGUGUGUGUGUGGCUUUGUUUGUGUAAGGAUGCUGCCGUUUUUAUAUAUGGCUCAUGAACAUUGUCCUUGGCUGUCCAUCUGUGCACCCACUGAACAUUCCAGGGUCUGGGCUCACCUCACUGUGCACUUAGUCCCUGAGGGUCGGGCGACAGAAAUACCGGAGGGAACCAUUCUCUUUUAUAUCCCAUUCUACUCUUAUUCAGUGUAUUGUGAGAACAGACUUAAAAGGUUUUCUUAAUUUAGUAAAGUAACUACGUACAAGUUGAACUGCGAGCCCUCACACGAGGUAAGGAUCCUGUAGCUAGCAGUGUGAAUGAUCUAUGAUAGGAGCAGUGUCUCUCUCUCUCUAUGCCUGACCUCGUGGUAGAGUCUCUCACUAGAGUGGACAGAAGUCAACAGAGCAGAGAGAAGCCUACCAAUUUAGGUGUUGUUAAUGGUGCCAAUUGCUACAGCGAUCAUGUUACAAUCUGACUGAGCUCAUUGGUAUUGGUUUGUGUUGGUGUUUUAUAAAUGCAUACAAAUUCCAUUAUUUGUACAAUUCUUAUAUACAGUUUUCCUUAUUUAUUUUUAGCAUUAUAUUGUGAUUUUUGAAUGCACAAUAUUAAACCCAAGUGCAAUGUCUUAUGGGUCGUUUUUUUGUCAAAAAAAUGAAUGUACACUGAGUGUACAAAACAUUAGGAACAUACUUAAUAUUGAGUUGCACUCCCCCUCCUUUUGCCGUCAGAACAGACUCAAUUUGUCAGGGCAUGGACUCCACAAGAUGCCGAAAGCGUUCCACAGGGAUUCUGGCCCAUGAUGACUCCAAUGCUUCCCACAGUUGUGUCAGGGGUGGACCAUUCUUGAUACACACCGGCAACUGUUGGGCGUGAAAAACCCAGCAGCGUUGCAGUUCUUGACAUUCAAACCGGUGCACCUGGCACCUACUACCAUACCCGUUCAAAGGCACUUAAAUCUUUCGUCUUGCCCAAUUGUCUCAAGACUUAAAAAUCUUUCUUUUAACCUGUCUCUCCUCCCCUUCAUCUACAAUGAUUGACGUGGAUUUAACAAGUGACAUCAAUAAGGGAUCAUAGCUUUCACCUGGUCAGUCUGUCAGAGAAAAUGUUUUGUUCACCCAGUGUUUAUGUCAAGCAAAAGUAGCACAUUUUGUCAGGAGCCUUGCUUGUGCCAAAAGUGUUAAAAAGGGAUGUGACAAUUAUGUAACUUAAUUGUUUAUACAUGAAUAAAAAUCUACUUCAUUUUUUAUUAUAA